Messenger RNA from Striga asiatica, 405 nucleotides. NCBI's taxonomy places the organism in Eukaryota, Viridiplantae, Streptophyta, Magnoliopsida, Lamiales, Orobanchaceae. The record is from the annotation of a GenBank genome assembly.
AUGCAGCGUCCGGUACUCCUGCCGUGCUUGAAUCGAGGGGGCGCCAACAGAGAAGGCGACGAGGAAGGUAGCGGCGGCCCAGAGGAAGGCGCCGGCGGCGAUGACGUGGGCCCGAUUGUGGCGGACGGCGAGGUAGGCGGCGAGCGGGUAGCAGGAGGACUGGACGAUGGAUCUGAAGAGGGUGAGGGAGCCGAGGCGAGUGGGGUCGGCGUGGAGGGCGGCGCCGACCUCCUUAUAGACCCCCGGCAGCAGGGACUCGUCGGCCCGCUCCAUGAUUCCAGCGAGAUUGACCAGGACGAGGGUCGCCGUCUCCGAUCUCAUCAUCUCUUUCAGAUUCCCCAUUCAUCAGAGUCGAUAUGCCCACCAGCGUUGACUUUGACUGGACACCGAAUUUUUGUUGUUUGA